This is a messenger RNA of Oncorhynchus kisutch (coho salmon), 7823 nucleotides long. Its product is annotated as lysyl oxidase homolog 4. NCBI's taxonomy places the organism in Eukaryota, Metazoa, Chordata, Actinopteri, Salmoniformes, Salmonidae. The coding region runs from base 349 to 2793 and encodes 814 amino acids. The transcript has 15 exons. Gene Ontology annotation, molecular function: copper ion binding; protein-lysine 6-oxidase activity. Gene Ontology annotation, biological process: peptidyl-lysine oxidation; collagen fibril organization. Gene Ontology annotation, cellular component: membrane. The record is from RefSeq and is a predicted model, not a curated record.
UUUCUAUCAGGUGAGUCCAUCCUCCUUACUCAGUCACUCUCUCCUCUCCCGGUCUGGGACGUGUAGGACAGCUGUGUCUGUAGCUUUCUAUCAGGUGAGUCCAUCCUCCUUACUCAGUCACUCUCUCCUCUCCCGGUCUGGGACGUGUAGGACAGCUGUGUCUGUAGCUUUCUAUCAGGUGAGUCCAUCCUCCUUACUCAGUCACUCUCUCCUCUCCCGGUCUGGGACGUGUAGGACAGCUGUGUCUGUAGCUUUCUAUCAGGUGAGUCCAUCCUCCUUACUCAGUCACUCUCUCCUCUCCCGGUCUGGGACGUGUAGGACAGCUGUGUCUGUAGCUUUCUAUCAGACAUGAUGCAUCGCAUCUUCCUCAUCUGCUUGAGUUCUCUGCUCCUCCUCCUCUUCCUCUCCUCCUCCGCGCUUUCGGAACCCCGCCGAUGGUCGUCAUCCUCACCACGCAGCAGGACCGCGCGCGCUCCGGUUUCCAAGGUGCGCCUGGCGGGAAACUUCGCCCGGGGACUGAACGAGGGUCGCGUGGAAGUCCUUCACAACAGCACGUGGGGGACGGUGUGUGAUGACGAAGUGGAUAUCAAACUAGCCAAAGUCGUCUGCCGCGAGCUGGGCUUUCAGACCGGCAUCACGUGGGCGCACAGUGCCAAAUAUGGAGAGGGUGAUGGUCCUAUCUGGAUGGACAACGUGCGUUGUGACGGCACAGAGAAGACUGUGAAAGACUGUAAACAUAACGGCUGGGGUGUCAAUGAUUGCAAGCACUCUGAGGACCUUGGCGUGGUCUGCAGUCCUGAGCGACGACUGGACCAGGUCACGGGGUCACGUAAUGGUCAGUCAGUGGCCCAGCGUCCGGAUGUCAGCGUCUCGCCCCAGUGGCAAAGCAUCCUGGCCAGCCGCAGUAACCCCCGACAGGCCCAUCAUGGGAACGGACACCCUCCAGAGAGGCCCAGCCAGAGACAGCACCACUACAACCCGUAUUCCAGCAAGGUGCGUAUCCAGGAGGUGCGUCUGCGGCCCAUCCUGAUGCACACUAAGAAGCGGGCCCUGAUCACUGAGGGCGUGGUGGAAGUGAAGCAUGCUGGGAGAUGGAGGCAGGUGUGUGACCUGGGCUGGAACCUCAACAGCAGCAGAGUGGUGUGUGGAAUGCUGGGGUUCCCUGAGGCAGAACUACACAACGAAAGAACAUACAAGAAAAUCUGGGACACCAAGCUUGCUGAUCCAUCCACAAAGCUGAGCCUCAUGGCUAGUAAGAAAAGUUACUGGGUAGAGAAGGUUCACUGCCUGGGGUCAGAGACCAGCCUAUCAGAGUGUCACACUAAGCUGUCCAUCCCACUUAGCCCCUCCCCCUGUAAGAGUGGGAGACACGCUGUGGCGAGGUGUGUACUGGGACCACAGUUUGCGCUCAUGUCAUCUGGAAGACCCCAAGCACCCCACCCAAUUGUACCGGUGCGUCUGAAGGCUGGCCCCAGGCUGGGCGAGGGCCGUGUGGAGGUGUUGAAGGAGGGGAAGUGGGGUACCAUCGUAGACCACCUGUGGGACCUCAACUCAGCCAGCGUGGUGUGCAGGGAGCUUGGCUUCGGAACUGCCAAGGAGGCCCUCACUGGAGCUCACAUGGGACAAGGUACUGGUCCUAUCCAUAUUAACAGUGUCCAGUGUUUGGGGACAGAGAAGUCUAUCCUAGAAUGCAACUUCCAGGAUGCCCCUCUAUGGACGUUCAAACACACCCAGGACGCCUCAGUACGCUGCAACGUCCCCAAGCUUGGCCUGGACAGCAUGGUGCGGUUGGCGGGAGGCAGGGAGACAGGUGAGGGCCGUGUGGAGGUACUGAUGGAUGUAGGGGGUCGUAAGAGAUGGGGGUCAGUCUGCAGUGAGAACUGGGGGAUCAACGAAGCCAUGGUGGUCUGUCGACAGCUGGGUCUGGGGUUCGCAUCCCGAGCACACCAGGAGACAUGGUAUUGGGCUGGGGAUCCUAACGCAGCAGAGUUGGUGUUGAGUGGAAGCCACUGUGUCGGAAAUGAGCUGUCAAUCCAACAGUGUCGCCGUAACAACCACAUCCACUGUCCCCGGGGUGGCGGGGCUAAGGCUGCAGGGGUCACCUGUUCAGAGACUGCCCCUGACCUGGUACUAGAUGCCCAACUGGUUCAGGAGACAGCCUACCUGGAGGACCGACCACUACACCUGCUGACCUGUGCCAACGAGGAGAACUGUCUGUCGUCUUCCGCUGCCAGAAUGAACUGGCCCUAUGGACACCGCCGCCUGCUACGAUUCUCCUCCAGGAUCAUGAACAUGGGACGGGCCGACUUCAGACCUAGGGCUACCAGGGAGUCUUGGACCUGGCAUGCGUGUCACAGGCACUACCACAGCAUUGAGGUGUUCACCCACUAUGACCUGCUGACUCUGAAUGGGACCAGGAUAGCAGAGGGACACAAGGCCAGCUUCUGUCUGGAGGAUACAUACUGCCCUGAAGGUCUGCAUAAGCGUUUCUCCUGCUACAACAUGGGCGAUCAGGGCAUCUCAGUGGGCUGCUGGGAUACGUACCGCCACGACAUCGACUGUCAGUGGAUCGACAUCACCGAUGUCAAGCCUGGAGACUACAUAUUCCAGGUGGAAGUCAACCCCUCGUUAGACAUGGCUGAGUCAGACUUCCAGAACAACGUGAUGAGAUGUCGAUGCAAAUACGACGGACACAGAGCGUACAUGUAUGGAUGUCACGCAGGUGAUGCGUACAGUGCAGAGAUUGAGGACCUGUUUGAUCACCAAAGGCAGAUCACCAAUAACUUUGUCUAGGCCCAUCCAGGGCCCAGCGUUGGCCCAGGCUGGUGCCCAGCAAAGAGGGCUCAGAGCUGGGGCCAAAACUGCUCAGGGUGCCCUGGGGUCUGGAGGUCUGGUGGGUCGUGGGAUCCUGCCCCACAACACUAGGGGACUCACAAAAUGGCACCUGUCCACUGCACUUACCUGCUGUGGACUACACUACCCAGAAUAAACCACAACUAGGAGACCAUUACCCUGACUAUAACUUUCGACCCCAACAGCCAAUAGAAACUGAGAGCAGGACAGAUGUCACCAGGGAAACCAAAUGAUUUCAGUUAACAAUGGAGGGUUACAAUGAUAUGGAUUCAAUCAAGGUUUAGAUAUUUUGUUAGUUUAUGAAUGUGGACUACUAGUAACUUAGCUACUCAACAUUUCUAUGAAUUAACUCAUUUCAAUUAAAGUUGAAAUUAUAAUUGUACAUCUAACAUACCAACCUGAUCAAAGAGCCUUUCGUAUGGUAUGUUACAUUUCGUAUGGUAUGUAUCAAUUUGUGGAUGUCCAUCACCCAUUUCAUAUACUUUGUUCAUAUUAUAUGUUAGGAAUUUGCUAAUUGCUAAUUAGCUUUAAUAUUAAAGUUGACUGUGAUGAGAUUCAAACUCGCAAACUUUGGGUUGCUAGACGUUUGCGUUAAUUGCCUACUGAUCCACCCUGACCAACCACCCAUACGCCCACCCGUCCACCCCAACCAACCAUCCUACUUUCCUUUUUGCCUUAAGUAACCAUCUGUCUUAUGUAACCAUACCAAACGUAACAUAUCAUACUAAUUUGAAUGUCCCGGAUUUAGGUUUACUAUGUUACGUCUAGUCUAUGAAAACAGGCUGAAGAUAUGGAUGAUCCCGUAUGCCAAUGUCCCAGGAAAGGGGAAUGACUGAAAAGAGUCCUGUGUUAUCUGUUUGACUGAUGGUCUGUCUAGACAGUGUCUCCUACAAUAUCGGUGCUGUUUGAUAAAAUCUCAACCUUCCAGUAGACUUUAGCGGUCUGCAGUGUUUUGGUCCAUAAACAGGGAUUAAAUAAAACCAGGAGUGUCCUUGAGUGGACCUCAAGGCCCGAGUUUGAAUACAUAGUUGGGUAUGAACGUUUAUCUUAGUUUUUACUAUUGAAUUAGUUGUUUUCCUUUGUGCAGGUAUUGCCAUAUUCAGAAAAUAAUGACGAUAUACUGUAGCUACAGUAGAUCUGAUACAUCAAAACAAAUAUAGUUUAUUUAGUUAACAUUUCUCUCUUCUUCGGUUUUAAAAUUACUAUAACAUGAGGUCAAAUUAUUUUCAUGGGAUGAUGCACUUUAUCUAUUGAACUAAUAUCAGUAUUUAGAAUUUUGACCAAGUCCCCCCUCCAUAGUUUAAUAUGAUCAGCCAUAAAGUGCACGGUUACCAUAUUAGGACAGCCUAGUCCUUCUGUGACUGAGGCUGUCCUAAUAUGUACUCCGUAAUGUUUGCUUUUGUGACGUUAUCUCUUUAUACCUGCCAUGAAAAUGUUACUUUUGAUGCAGUUUACUGUCUGAUUUGCUGUAGUAACUGAAUUCCAAUGCUUUUGGUGCUCAUUUUGUCAUAACAUGUAAUGUAUCGUAUAUACUGCAGUUAAUUUAUUCAAGGCUACAAUUUGCAAUACUUUUUAUAUUGAUUAAACAUAUAAAACAAACACAUUUCCCCCAUUACAGUAAGUCACUAGCUAGGGUAUGCACUAGAAAAAAAGGUCUACCAAGAACCACGGUUUAUUUGACUGUUCCUGUAGCUUGGUUAACUAUUUUUGGUUCCAGAUAUAACUCUGUUUUGUUUCGAAAAUAUUUUCUUAUCGUUUAACUUCAAAGGGUUGAGAUGAACCUUAGCCAUUCAUAUUCCUUUCACAAAAUGGCCGGCAGAGAAAGCUUUGUGCCAUCCACCCAAGUGCAGUUCUCCACCCUUCUGGCCUUCCCAACCCACAGUUCUGUGGCAGCCAGGCAGGCAGUGUAUGAAAAAAACUUGAAUUAGCUGUGUUUGGGUUAGAGUUAGGGUAAGCAUGGGGCGUACACAGAGAAACACAGCAACUGUGAGCUCUGCUGUCAACAGCUAUAGGCAUGGGUGGGAAAGACACACGAGAAAGAGAGAAAGAGAGGGUAGGGGUAGAGAGAAAGAUAUGGAGAACAAUGCCUUCACAUUGGUCGGGAGAAAGAAAAAGAAAAAUAGAAAUAGAAAGAGGAUAAGCCUUGACGUGGGCAACACAUCCACCCUGGCCACUGCUGGCUGGCAUACUGAGACCGCAGGGCUGGCAUACUGAGACCGCAGGGCUGGCAUACUGAGACCGCAGGGCUGGCAUACUGAGACCGCAGGGCUGGCAUACUGAGACCGCAGGGCUGGCAAACUGAGACCGCAGGGCUGGCAUACUGAGACCGCAGGGCUGGCAUACUGAGACCGCAGGGCUGGCAUACUGAGACCGCAGGGCUGGCAUACUGAGACCGCAGGGCUGGCAUACUGAGACCGCAGGGCUGGCAUACUGAGACCGCAGGGCUGGCAUACUGAGACCGCAGGGCUGGCAUACUGAGACCGCAGGGCUGGCAUACUGAGACCGCAGGGCUGGCAUACUGAGACCGCAGGGCUGGCAUACUGAGACCGCAGGGCUGGCAUACUGAGACCGCAGGGCUGGCAUACUGAGACCGCAGGGCUGGCAUACUGAGACCGCAGGGCUGGCAUACUGAGACCGCAGGGCUGGCAUACUGAGACCGCAGGGCUGGCAUACUGAGACCGCAGGGCUGGCUUACUGAGACCGCAGGGCUGGCAUACUGAGCUCCUAAAGAGAACAGUAUGUUUGUGUAAGAGAAAAUGAACUCCUGAAUUCAGACAGUCAACAGCUGCUGCAGCAGUUGAGAUCUGCUAAAAGCUAAAAGCAGAUGCUGAAAGGAGAAUGGGUUUCAAAUGUACUGUGUCUAUCCAUGUCUCAGUUCAAUCAGUAUCGGUGGAAUAUUCCAUUUUCUGUACAAUGCUGUAACUCCAUUUUGAGUCAUCCAUAUUUGUGGCUCUUACGCCAUAGAUGUUGACUGGUAGAUGGAUCUGUUUGUGUUUUAUCCUUCUCCUUUGUCUUUUGCGUGAGUUGGCUAAAACAGAAACAAAUCUGGCGCAAUGCUCCAUGUUCACUGUCACCUUUUGCAUCUUUAUGGCCUUUUGAUGUGUUUGAAUGACUAACCAUCCUCAAGUCUAGACGCUGUCACCAUUAUGGCCUUUUGAUGUGUUUGAAUGACUAACCGUCCUCAAGUCUAGACACUGUCACCAUUAUGGCCUUUUGAUCUGUUUGAAUGACUAACCGUCCUCAGGUCUAGACGCUGUCACCAUUAUGGCCUUUUGAUGUGUUUGAAUGACUAACCGUCCUCAGGUCUAGACGCUGUCACCAUUAUGGCCUUUUGAUGUGUUUGAAUGACUAACCGUCCUCAGGUCUAGACGCUGUCAGCAUUAUGGCCUUUUGAUGUGUUUGAAUGACUAACCGUCCUCAGGUCUAGACGCUGUCACCAUUAUGGCCUUUUGAUGUGUUUGAAUGACUAACCGUCCUCAGGUCUAGACGCUGUCACCAUUAUGGCCUUUUGAUGUGUUUGAAUGACUAACCGUCCUCAGGUCUAGACGCUGUCAGCAGCAGCAAUGGAUAUUUUCCAGGACUCUAUAAUAUGCAGUAGUAGGCUGUUAACAGUACAGAUCCGUAAUGAAUAUGUUUAGCAGAUCCCUUUGGUUCCCUCGGCCUACUCAUUCACAUUUCCUUAUUAAGGGCUUCAGUUAAUAUUGUCUUCAACAACAUUUUAUAUCACAAAACACCUACAUGUUAUUACGAAACAGUGUUAAGUUAACCUUCUUACACACACGCACGUAUGUACAAAUACAUGCUCACACAAAUGUAGGCAUGCACGUACGCACACAAACACUCCCCCCCCCCCCCCUCCGACACACACAGUCAAACUCUUUAAUCAAUAAAAGCUGUAGAUGAAAUCACACUGAAUGAGUUUGAGUUUAUUUUUUAUUUUUUUUGAGUUGAUGUUUAUUUUUACAGGGAAAGUGCACAUUAAUCAACAUUUCAGUAAAAGUGCCGGUUUUAGCCAACCGGCUAAUUUUCAACUGCAGACCCUGGGCAGGUUAUUAAAAACAAUUACAAUAUAGACAAUAGCAACAUAGAACAAGCAAGACAUAGCAACAUAGGACAAGCAAGACAUAGCAUAUAGACAGAGCAACAUAGGACAAGCAAGACAUAGCAUAUAGACAGAGCAACAUAGGACAAGCAAGACGUAGCAUACAGACAGAGCAGCAUAAAACAAAAAGCAGCAAGACAAAAUUCAUAAAAGCAACAAAGUGUUUCCACACCUCACAAGCUACAGACAACAGACAACAUGGAGAGUGGCAACACACAGCUAGGGACCAUGUUCACAAAUCUGAUUGACCUUUAGCCAUGUCUUCAAGCAUUUUGUGAAAGUGUGAUAUGUGGUGCAGUUAUGUGUAUCUGAUGGCAGUGUAUUCCAGACAUGGGAAGCUCUCACAGAGAAUGCAGAUUUAGAAUGCAGAAUAGACCUUAGAUGUGUCUUUACAAGGCUAUUUAACAAUGUAAAACAAACAUAUUAUAGGCUAAUGUGUUUUUUUAUUUAAUUGUAUGGUGCUUGUGUACAGUUGCUAUUGAUAUAAAAAAAAUAGUAUAUUCUAUGUGUUGCUUUUCAAUGUUUGUAUUGUGUUCCACAAUUUUAAUAACAACUCUGUAUAUGUUUGGUUAGUAUUCAUCACAUCCACUUCAUCAUUAUCUUGUACUGUACAAUACAUAUCCCUUGCUGUUGGACUAUCUAGCGUUGGGAUUUCUAUAAUGGCCAGUUUGCUAACCAGUUGUCCGAUGCAAUAAUGUUUGAAACCAUAUGUAAGCUGAGGGUGUGAGCUAUGGUGCUUAUUUAAUAUUCAUAUAGAACGAGUGUGCUGUCAGGGACUCAAAUAACUCCCAAAACCAAAUAUUUGUUUAAUGUGUGACCAAAGUAUACUUUCAUGAAAAUAAAUGAGCAAUUUUUAUGUUAAACAAGA